GACAAUGCCCGUCUCUUCCCACGUGCCCACUGGUGAUGGUGCUACUGAGGUCUCCGGGACAGAAGGCAUGUCCUCCAGCGGGACAUUCUCCUCUGGCCCGGCACACUCCUCCAUGUCACCAGACAUCUCCACAGGCAUGCGGGGGCUCUCGACAUCCCCAGUCAUGACAGGAGUCGCCGAGGGGACCCUCACCACGCCAACUGGUCACCCUGGGGCUACGUCGCCGGGCACAACUCCCUUGGACACAUGGACCACCGCCUCCAGCCCAGGGACUCACGGGGCUGCGACUCAAGGUUUCACACGCUCACCGGUGACCACUCCCGGGAGCAGGGGCCCGGAGCAUGUGUCCAGGACACGUCCUCCCUUUGAGGAGACGAGCAGCUCUUCCUCCGUGCAAUCGGCCCCUAGCACAGCCUCCCCGUCCCCAGUUUCUCCUACAAUACGUGAGGGCGCGUCCUCCCCUCCUCCUCUCGUCACCUCCGUUUGGACCUCUGGCCUGCAGCCGGCCACUGACGCCUUGGGCACAAGCGUGGAUCCCGGAGCCCGUUCCACUCCACAUGUGAGCGAGAGCACAGCGCGCAGCCUGGACUCCACCGCAGCCUCCACAGGUACAGGUGCAGUUCACCUUUCGGGACACACAGCUGAGACCAGUGUGGGGACCACCAGGUCAGGACGGGAAACACCUUCCUCUGUGCCAGGUGAGUCAGCGCCAACCGAAGUGACUUCUCCAGUGGCGACCCCUUCCGUCACGAGGGAAAGCAGAGUUUCCGCACCAGUGCCCGGCUCUUCGGAAACCACUUGGUCUGAGACAGAGUCAGCAUCCUCCACGAGGCCCGGCCUGAGGGAGGCCAGCACCUCCCAGCCCGUGAGCUCAGCCGCGGAGACAAUGCCCGUCUCUUCCCACGUGCCCACUGGUGAUGGUGCUACUGAGGUCUCCGGGACAGAAGGCAUGUCCUCCAGCGGGACAUUCUCCUCUGGCCCGGCACACUCCUCCAUGUCACCAGACAUCUCCACAGGCAUGCGGGGGCUCUCGACAUCCCCAGUCAUGACGGGAGUCGCCGAGGGGACCCUCACCACGCCAACUGGUCACCCUGGGGCUACGUCGCCGGGCACAACUCCCUUGGACACAUGGACCACCGCCUCCAGCCCAGGGACUCACGGGGCUGCGACUCAAGGUUUCACACGCUCACCGGUGACCACUCCCGGGAGCAGGGGCCCGGAGCAUGUGUCCAGGACACGUCCUCCCUUUGAGGAGACGAGCAGCUCUUCCUCCGUGCAAUCGGCCACUAGCACAGCCUCCCCGUCCACAGUUUCUCCUACGAUACGUGAGGGCGCGUCCUCCCCUCCUCCUCUCGUCACCUCCGUUUGGACCUCUGGCCUGCAGCCGGCCACUGACGCCUUGGGCACAAGCGUGGAUCCCGGAGCACGUUCCACUCCACAUGUGAGCGAGAGCACAGCGCGCAGCCUGGACUCCACCGCAGCCUCCACAGACAUCUCCACAGGCAUGCGGGGGCUCUCGACAUCCCCAGUCAUGACGGGAGUCGCCGAGGGGACCCUCACCACGCCAACUGGUCACCCUGGGGCUACGUCGCCGGGCACAACUCCCUUGGACACAUGGACCACCGCCUCCAGCCCAGGGACUCACGGGGCUGCGACUCAAGGUUUCACACGCUCACCGCCGGCCACUGACGCCUUGGGCACAAGCGUGGAUCCCGGAGCCCGUUCCACUCCACAUGUGAGCGAGAGCACAGCGCGCAGCCUGGACUCCACCGCAGCCUCCACAGUUUCUCCUACAAUACGUGAGGGCGCGUCCUCCCCUCCUCCUCUCGUCACCUCCGUUUGGACCUCUGGCCUGCAGCCGGCCACUGACGCCUUGGGCACAAGCGUGGAUCCCGGAGCCCGUUCCACUCCACAUGUGAGCGAGAGCACAGCGCGCAGCCUGGACUCCACCGCAGCCUCCACAGAAUCCAGUUCAACUGUUCCAGCUACAACUGUACAACCUGUUGUACCAGAGGUGGUGACCUCACAGGCUACUAGUUCUGGGGCAGAGCCCAGCACAAUUUUUCCAACUUUGACAAUUUCCCCAGAUCAACUGGAGACCACACCCUCAUGGAUCACCCAUUAUGGGACAGAAGUCAGGUCAGCUGUUCCAACUCGGACUGAUUCCUCUGAUACCACAGCCUCACUAUCCAUCCAACCUGGGAUGGACCUCAGCACAACUAUUUCAACUUCAACUCUUUUCCAUGGUUCACCGGACACCACAAGCUUACUGGCCACCAGUCCUGCAUCUGAGGCCAGUACAGGUCUUCCAACUCUGACUGUUUCCUCUGUUGUUCUUGGGCCUGCCAGUACCCCUGCAACCACAGGUGAGCCUUAUACUGUAGCUUCCUGGAGCACACUAACCUCGCCACCUGCAACCUCAGUUGGUUUUCCAGAAUUUUCCGACACUGUGACUAGGGGCACUGUGACCUUGACUGCAGCUGAAAGCAGCCCAGGAGGAUUAAGUCCAACCACUAUCCUGAAAACUACAACUCUUGCAGCCACUAAGUCAGCUGCCACAGGUUCAGACCGCACUGUGGCUGAGACUACAGCCACUUUCAGUACACUGUCUGAAAGUUCCUUUGUCCCUGUGACCACACCUGAGACGUCCACCGAGGCCUAUGUGAGUGUGACUUCAAGAACAACUGCAGUUCCUCUCUUGAUGCCUUUUAUUGUCAACUUCACCAUCACUAACCUGCGUUACACAGAGGACAUGGGAAACCUGGGCUCUGAGAUAUUCAAUACCACUGAAAGGCACCUGCAACAAUUGCUGGGGCCCUUGUUCAGGAACAGCAUCGGUUCCCUCUAUGCUGGCUGCAGAUUGACCUUGCUCAGGGCUGAAAAGGAGGGAGCAAGCACGACAGUGGGUGCGAUCUGCACCCACUAUGCAGAUCCCACAGGCUUCAGGCUGGACAGAGAACAGCUGUACUGGGAGCUAAGCCGGCAGACCCAUGGUGUCACUCGGCUGGACCCCUACACCCUGGACAGCAAUAGUCUCUUCGUCAGUGGUUAUAACCAUCGAUACUGGAUCUCCACCACCAGCAAUGUGGGCCCAGCCCCAGUGCCUUUCACCCUCAAUUUCACCAUCACCAACAUGCUCUACACCCCAGACAUGAGGCUCCCAGGCUCUGCGAAGUUCAACUCCACUGAGAGGGUUUUGAAUCACCUGCUUGGUCCUUUGUUCAAGAACACCAGCAUUGGCCCACUGUAUUCUGGCUGCCGACUGGCCCUGCUCAGGACUGAGAAAGAUGGGGCAUCAACUGGAGUGGACACGGUCUGCACGUACCAUCCUAACCCCAUAGGCCCUGGACUGGACAUAGAAGAGUUGUACCAAGAGCUGAGUCAGCUGACCCAUGGCGUCACCCUGCUGGACACCUACACCCUGGACAGAGACAGUCUCUAUGUCAAUGGUUAUAAUUAUCACAACUGGACACCUGCCACAAGCAGUGUGAGCCCUUCUCUGGUGUCCUUCACCCUCAACUUCACCAUCACCAGCCUGCGCUACACAGAGGGCAUGGGGAGCCCGGGAUCUGAGAUAUUCAACAACAUGGAGAGAAUCUUGAAUCGCCUGCUCAAACCAUUGUUCCAGAACAGCAGUAUUGGGCCCUUCUAUUUUGGCUGCAGAUUGACCUUGCUCAGGCCUGAAAAAAAUGGAACAACCACUGGAAUUGAUACUGUCUGCACAUACCGUUCUGACUAUGUGGAUCCUAAGCUGGACAGAGAGCAGCUGUACUGGGAGAUGAGCCGUGGGACCCAUGGUGUUACCCAGCUGGGCUCCUUCACACUGGACAAGGACAGCCUCUACAUCAAUGGUGAGCAUCCUUUUUCUACCGUGACCUCUACUCUCUUCCCAAGGACUUCAGCCCAGCCCAUGUCUGACUCAGGCAUGGCCUCCUUUUUCCUUCCCUCUGCCAUAGCAGCUGUUUCUUUCCUGGUGCCAUUCACCCUCAACUUCACCAUCACCAACCUGCACUACGAGGAGGACAUGCAGCACCCGGGCUCCAGGAAAUUCAACACCACAGAGAGGAUCCUGCAGGGUCUGCUCAAAUCUGUGUUCAAGAAUAGCAGUCUGAGAUUACUCUAUGCAGGUUGCAGACUAGCCUCGCUCAGCUCUGAGAAGGAGGGGACAGCCACCAGAGUGGAUUUCAUCUGCACUCAUCGCCCUGACCCUGACGGUCCUGGACUAGACAGAGAGCAGCUGUACUGGGAGCUGAGACAGCUGACCCAUGGCAUCAGCAUGCUGAGACCCUACACGCUGGACAGGGACAGUCUCUAUGUCAAUGGUUUCACCCAUCAGAGCUCCACACUCAUCACCAGCACUCCUGGGACAUCCACAGUUGAGCAAGAGAACUUUGGGACUCCACCUUCAUUCUCCAGCCCCACAGCUGCUGGCCCUGCCCUCAUGUCCUUCACUCUCAACUUUACCAUCACCAACCUGAACUACACAGAGGACAUGCAGCCAGGCUCUGCGAAGUUCAACUCCACAGAGUCAAUUCUACAAUAUCUGGUGGGGCCUGAAAAGGGUGAAACAGCCACUGGAGUUGAUGCCAUUUGUACCUAUCAUCCUGAACCUGCAGGCCCCGUGCUGGACAGGGAGCAGCUCUACUGGGAGCUGAGCCACCAGACCCAUGGUGUCACCAGGCUUGAUCCCUACCUCCUAGAUAGGGAUCAUCUCUAUGUCAACGGUUACACCAGACCAGUCUUGACAUCCAUCCCCAGUGUGUCUAUGACUUCUACACCCUCCUUGAGAAACUCAUUGGCUCCAAUCUCCUUCUUCAGUUCUACAGUCUCUGUCCUUGCCCUGGUGCCAUUCACCCUUAACUUCACCAUAACAAACCUGCACUACAUGAAUGACAUGCAACAUCCGAGCUCAGUAAAGUUCAACAAAAUAGAAAAGAUCCUGCAGCAACUGCUCAGACCCUUGUUUAAGAACACCAGUAUCAGCCUCCUCUAUUCCAGCUGUAGACUCACCUUGCUCAGGCCUGAAAGAGAUGGAGCAGCCACCAGUGUGGACACAGCUUGCAACUACCGUCCUGACCCUGCAGGCCCCGGGCUGGACAGAAAGCAGCUGUACAGGGAGCUGAGCCAGCUGACCCAAGGUGUCACCAAGUUGGGUCCCUACACCCUGGACCAGGACAGUCUCUAUGUCAAUGGUUACACACACCAGACUUCAGAAACCACCCCCCAUCUUCCUGUGACAUCCAUACCCUUCAUUUCUCUGGCUCCAUCCCCCUCCAGCAGGCUCACAGCGGCCACUGCCCCCACCCUGGUGUUCUUCACCCUGAACUUCACCAUCACCGACCUGCUCUACACGGAGGACAUGGGACACUCAGCUUCCUUGAAGUUCAAUUCCACUGAGAGAGUCCUACUGCACCACUUGCGGCUCUUGCUCAGUAAGACCAGUGUCGGCCCCCUCUUCUCAGACUGCAGACUGGCUUCACUCAGGGUUGAGAAACAUGGAGCAGCCACUGGUGUGGACAUUGUCUGCACCCACCACUCUGACUAUGGGGGCCCCAGGCUGGACAGAGAGCAGCUGUACUGGGAGCUGAGCCAUGAGACCCAUGGUGUCACCCGGCUGGGUUCCUUCACCCUGGACAGGAACAGCCUUCGCGUCAAUGGUUACACCUUGCAAGUCACAACCAUGACUCCCACCACUGCGGAGGUCAUUGAGGAGCCUUUCACACUGAAUUUCACCAUUGACAACCUGCACUACACAGCGGACAUGAGCCAUCGGGGCUCCCACAUGUUCAACAUCACAGACAUCCUCAUGCAGCAUCUGAUCAGCUCGUUGUUCAGGAAGAGCAGCCUUGGUCCCCGAUAUGCAGGUUGCAAGGUCACCUCGCUAAGGUCUGUGAAGAAUGGCGCCAAGACAGGGGUGGACUUUCUCUGCACCUACCGCCAGCCUUCCAGCGGCCCAGGUCUGCCUGCCAAGCAGCUGUUCCAUGAGCUGAGCUGGCAAACCCACGGCAUCACAAAGCUGGGCUCCUACUUUCUGGAUAAGGACAGCCUCUACCUCAAUGGUUAUAAUGAACGUGGUCCAGAUGAGCCUCCUACAACUCCUGAACCAGCCACUACAGUCCUGCCCACUUUGUCAUCAUCUGUGCAACCAGAAGCAACCACAGUUCUGUUGUACAACUUGGAGACCCUCACACUCAACUUUACCAUCUCCAACCUCCAGUAUUCAGUAGACAUGGGAAGUGGCUCAGCCAUGUUCAACUCUACUCAGAGUGUCCUGCAGUACCUGCUCAAAUCCUUGUUUAUGAAGAGCAGUCUGGGCCCCUACUACUCAGGUUGCAGACUGAUCUCCCUCAGGCCUGAGAAAGAUGGAGCAGCCACCAGGGUGGAUAUCAUCUGCACCUAUCACCCUGACCCCUUGAACCCCGGGCUAGACAGAGAGCGACUUUACUGGGAGCUGAGCCAGCUGACCCACAGUGUCACCCAGAUGGGUCGCUAUACCCUGGUCAGGGGCAGCCUCUUUGUCAAUGGCUAUGCCCCACAGGAUUUACCUAUUCAGAGUGAGUACCAGCUAAAUUUCCGCAUCAUCAACUGGAACCUCAGCAACCCAGACCCCAUGUCCUCCGAGUACACCUCCCUGCUGAGGGACAUCCAGGACAAGGUCACCAAACUCUACAGAGGCAGCCAGCUAGGAGAUGCAUUCUACUCCUGCCUGGUUACUGACUUGAAGCUGGGCUCCGUGACAGUCACUAUCCAGGAACUGUUCUCCUCCAGUGUAGACCCCAGAAUGGUGAAACAAAUCUUUCUAGACAAGACCCUCAAUGCUUCAUCCCACUGGCUGGGUGCCACCUACCAUUUGGCAGAUAUUCAAGUGACAGAAGUGGAGGCAUCAGUUCAUCCGCCAACAGACAAACCAACAAGCAGUCCCAGCCCUCAGCACCUCCAGCUGAAUUUCACUGUCACCAAUCUACUCUAUGUCCAGGACAUAGGCCUACCAGGCACCACCACACACCAGCGGAACAAAAGAAGCAUGGAGAAUGCGCUCAACCAGCUCUUCCGAAACAGCAGCAUCAAGAAUUAUUUUUCUGACUGUCAAGUUAUAGCGUUCAGGUCUGUCCCCCACAGCAACCACACCAGGGUGGACUCCCUGUGCCACUUCUCACCAUUGGCACAGAAAAUGGACAGAGUUGCCAUCUAUGAGGAAUUCCUGCAGCUGACUCAGAAUGGCACCCACCUUCAGAACUUUACCCUGGACAGGAACAGUGUGCUAGUGGAUGGCUAUUCUCCAAGUAGACCUGAGACCCUGACUGGUAAUUCUGAUUUCCCUUUUUGGGCCAUCAUCCUCUUCUGCUUGGCGGGACUCUUGGUAAUCACCACGUGCCUGAUCUGCUGUUUCCUGGUCACCGUGUGCCUGCGGAAGAAGGAGGAAGAUUUUGAGAUUCAGCAAUGAUGCCCGGUACCUGCCACACCUAGACCUGAGGAAGCUGCAAUGACUAGAUCUGCCUGAGGCCCCUGUUCCCAUCCAGGGCCCAAAGGAGCUUGGCUGGACCAGAAAUCAACCACACUGAUCUGUCACAUUCUCUGGGCCCUUCUUAACAUGGCCCCUGUCUGGUUCACAGGAAACUGAGAUAAAAUUCUUCCCCUUCAUUAAGUCCUGAAGGAAACUGCUAGUUCCGGCUUGUCUUGUGGGUUCAUAUCCCUUUAUCUCUCAGGAACUCCACAGUUGGCUAAACUGGAGCAGAAAUUGCCGCAGUAUAAAACUGCAUGCUCUUCAGCGUGAGGUUUCCCUUCUUAGGAAACUUUGCAGCACACCUCCCCUGACCUGUGUCAGCAACCACACUUAUCUCUGUGCCUCCAUUCCCCUCCCCCCUCCAAGCCCAGGCAUUUCAAAUGCCCUUUGCUCCACUUCAUUCUCUGAAGUACAGACUCACCAGGACUUCCAGAUCAACCUGCCACUCUGGAACCCCUUUCCUCAUGGUUCUCCAAGAUGAAAAAUAGACCAGGAUGGAAAGAAUGCUUAGACAUGACUCUGCAUUCAGUCCUGGGACUUGGAACCUGAAAUGACUAAAAAUCUAGGAAGACUGAAUCCAGAGUAACACCCAGACCUUAGAAAUCAGUGUCUGCUUUGGAAGUACAGGUGAAUAAA
Myotis lucifugus (little brown bat) is the source of this 8140-nucleotide messenger RNA. RefSeq names its product mucin-16. The coding region runs from base 5 to 7444 and encodes 2479 amino acids. The record is from RefSeq and is a predicted model, not a curated record. Lineage: Eukaryota; Metazoa; Chordata; Mammalia; Chiroptera; Vespertilionidae. The transcript has 54 exons.